Molecule: messenger RNA, 1116 nt
Organism: Medioppia subpectinata
Lineage: Eukaryota; Metazoa; Arthropoda; Arachnida; Sarcoptiformes; Oppiidae
Source: the annotation of a GenBank genome assembly
GCCGAUAAGAUACGGCCCAACUAUAAGCUAACCUACACUCUGGCGGGCCAUACGAAGGCCGUGUCGUCCAUUAAGUUCAGUCCGAACGGCGAAUGGUUGGCCUCGUGUUCGGCCGAUAAGAUCGUCAAACUGUGGGGCGCUUACGACGGCAAGUUCGAGAAGACUAUCGCCGGCCAUAAGCUCGGCAUUAGUGACAUCUCCUGGAGCUCUGACUCGCGACUACUGGUCUCCGCUUCCGAUGACAAGACGCUGAAGAUCUGGGAAUGCGCUACUGGCAAAGGCCUGAAGACACUGAAGGGUCACUCAAACUAUGUGUUUUGCUGUAAUUUCAAUCCGCAAUCAAAUCUAAUCGUUUCCGGAUCUUUUGACGAAUCCGUUCGCAUAUGGGAUGUGAAGACAGGGAAGUGUCUGAAGACACUGCCCGCCCAUUCAGACCCCGUAUCGGCCGUGCAUUUCAACAGAGACGGCACAUUAGUGGCCAGCAGUUCGUACGACGGUUUGUGCCGUAUUUGGGACACGGCUUCGGGUCAGUGUCUGAAGACAUUGAUCGACGACGACAACCCUCCCGUCUCUUUUGUCAAAUUCUCGCCGAAUGGCAAAUAUAUUUUGGCCGCAACUCUGGACAACACUCUUAAGCUAUGGGAUUAUAGCAAAGGAAAGUGUCUGAAGACAUACACCGGACAUAAGAACGAAAAAUAUUGCAUUUUUGCCAACUUUUCGGUCACCGGCGGAAAGUGGAUCGUCUCGGGAUCUGAAGACAAUUUGGUCUACAUAUGGAAUCUGCAGACCAAAGAGAUUGUACAGAAGCUGAGCGGACACACAGAUGUUGUCCUCUGCACUGCGUGUCACCCGACGGAGAAUAUCAUCGCAUCGGCCGCUCUCGAGAACGACAAGACCAUUAAGAUGUGGAAAAGUGACACUUAAUUCAGUCGCAAAGUCGCCAUUUUUAUCUUCUUCCUCUUCAAUACCAUUUCAUCGCAUUCUUACCAUAAAAGAGAUCACGGAUUCAAUUCUCUCAUUUCCUUUCUAUUAAUAAUAUUUUGUAAUUUAAUUUAUAUAUAAUCUGCGAAAUAAUGUAAACCCUUUUCAUCUCUUUUUACAAUUUAAUAAUCAAAC